GGCUUCCUAGCACUACGCAAGGUUGCUUUUGAAUAUUCCGCGUUCGACUUCUCGAUUUAAUGUCCAAAGAUUUAUGCUUAUCCAUUAGGGAAUCACAGAUUUUUAAAAAACACUUGCAAUUGGAUUUUUAAAGUUUUUAUUAGGUAUACCAGAUGCCACCGAAUGGCGCAGAUAAUCUAUUGCCCAACGAGCCGCUUAUUAAAAUUGAAAAGACUGUUACUAUCGAGAAGCCCGAGAAGUCGGAACACAUUGAAGCGGACAAUGACGCCACAGAAUGUGAUUGCCAGGAACUGGGGUUGAGAGCAGGUGAUGCAGUGUUUGCAAGUUUAGUGGUGGCCCCUUUAGUUGUAGGAGUAUGGCGUAGUUCAUUGGGCAUUAUGGAUCUGCACGCUAAGAUGUUUCCAUACGCCCAAAACUUCAUUCUUGGAAUUUUAAUACACUGCUGUUUUUCUAUUGCAAAAACUCGCCUGUUUUCCCGAUCAGUUGACGCAUGGGGUGAAGGAAAAGCAGGCCGGUGGCUUAGAGAACGAGUACUAUCUCGGUUUUAUACAUACAUAUUCAUUUUAUCAAACGCUAUGCACUGGAGAGGUGGUUGGGGCCUUAUGGAUACGAUGGUCGCUGCUAUUUUACCCAAUGAUCAGGAUCCUCACAGACCAGUGUUGAUAGCGACGUAUUUGAUCGUAUCCGUCGUGUUGAUCUUAGUUCUUCGCUCCACACGCAACCUCCUAGCGCCUCCUUACAUCGUAGUCACCGAUGGAAAACACCCAACUUACAUAUUUACUACAAGAUUUCAGAAGAGUAGUAAGGAAACAGCUCUAUACAUACUGGACUGUGUCUUUUCUGUGACUGUGGUCGGGUCACUGGUGGUGUUCGUGUGGCGAGGUCUUUUUGCUUUGAUUGACAUUUACCUCUACCCAGAUGAUCCUGCCAAAUCUUGCUGGACGUCACUUAUAGUAGGUUACUCUGUGGUAGUAGUGACGUAUUCGCUGCAGGUGCCUAUGCGGUGGGCUGUCGCAAGACUUCAGGGAGCCCCAAGGCUGUUGAUCGCUGAUGUUUACCACUUACUUUCUUUCGCUUCCACGGUUAAUGUUUGGCGAGGGGUUUGGGGAUUGCUGGACAUUUAUUUUUUGCCAGAUUCGCCUCACUUAAGCAACUGGUCUUGCCACAUCGUAAGUCUGGCGUUGCUGAUGCUCUUAAAUUGUUCAAAUUCAAUUCUUGUAAGAGGAGUUUAUAUUGACGCAGAGGAACCAGCUGGCGAAUGCGUCAUCUUCCCCUGUCAUUACCUCCGACUCUUCGUCCAUAAGAAAAGACCAAAACGACAUAAAGCUUUGGACUUAACGAAAAAAAUGGAAGAAGCCAGUGUGCCUUUACAAACACCAGAAGAAAAAGUAUAGACCAUGGUUGUGGUCGUUGUGAUAAUGGUUUUUGAAAUAUUGCCAGAAUGAAAAUAGGAUUAUUCUGUACCGUAUUCUGUGAUGAAGUACUUACUAUUUAAAGCCUGAGAGACUGUAGUUUUAACGAGAUCAAUGAAAUACUCUAGAAAACUAGUUAUAUUAUUUUU
This is a messenger RNA of Pieris napi, 1561 nucleotides long. RefSeq lists its product as uncharacterized. Gene Ontology annotation, biological process: neuromuscular synaptic transmission; clustering of voltage-gated calcium channels; neuron-neuron synaptic transmission. The coding region runs from base 153 to 1394 and encodes 413 amino acids. The record is from RefSeq and is a predicted model, not a curated record. Gene Ontology annotation, cellular component: presynaptic membrane. The transcript has 8 exons. NCBI's taxonomy places the organism in Eukaryota, Metazoa, Arthropoda, Insecta, Lepidoptera, Pieridae.